UAUUUUCGAAAGCACUAAUCGUUGGACAAGCAUUUUGCAAUUAAAAUAUUGUAGUUUUUGUUUGCUGAGGAGAGUAGUAACGUUGAGGCUCAUCUUCCGUGUGGUGUGGUGCUCUAGAAUUUGUGGUAGAAAUAUGGCUAAACUGACGGACGUGUACCGAGCAGAGGAUGUAAUCGACGUGGGAUACAGGCAAAUACCGGUGGUUGCAGGCUCCGGCGAUGAUUCUUCAUUAAUGAUGUUAAUGGACUUAAGUAGNAAAGGGCUUUGUAUAGAUAGUCCACAAAUACGUGGAAGAGAGCUUGAAAUAUUUACACGCAAGUACAAACUCUUAUCACCGGAGGAACUGAGACAAUCGCUUGAAAUAGACAGUGUCACUUUCGUCUCCCUACUUAAUCAGUGUGUGCCAUGUGUGGGCUGUCGUCGCCGGGUUGAACGUUUAUUCUAUCAACUAACGCUGUCAGGCCAUCCAACUCUAGAUCCAUUGGUAUUAAAGGACACUUGUGUUCUUACUAUUCGCGAAGAACGUAUGUGGGCUCCUCAAGCUUUGGGCACGUUACUCUAUCGCCAUCAUGAGGUACUCAGUAAUCUACUGGAUAAUAAACUGCGAAACAAAACCCGAUGUGUGUUACAUUCGUUGGAUGCAUUUCGCACGAGACCAUUUUCGGAAGUUUGGCGGGAAGUAUGGUUCUCAAUGAAGUAUAAUUGUCGCGACGAAUUGGCUACGAUCGAAACUAAAGAACUGCACGAAGUACUCGAGAACUAUUUGAAAAAACAUAAGUUUUGCCAGGGUUGUCGAAAUAAGAUCGAAAAGGCAUACCAAAUACUCGUAAACGAAACGACUUGCAAAGAAGGAUUCGAUGCGGCUUUAUAUGCAAGCAUUAAAAGGCCGCAAACCGAAAAGCAUAUUCAAAUUCUUACGAAAAAGGUUGACUUCCUCGACGCUCUGAUAAGGCGCGCCGAGCCAGAAGUUAACGGCAGUUAUUCAAAGCAGCGCGAGCGUCACGCUAAAACUCUUGAAAUCGCGCAGGAGGAAGUACUAACCUGCGUCGGUAUGAUAAUGUAUGAGCGACUGCGUCGUAUUUAUGUCAGUCUACGGGAAGAGGAGCGAGCAUGUCAGGUGUUGGCGGCUGUCGGUGUGCAUGCGCUGAGCCGAAGCUUUGAUAUGGCUGUUGAACGUAAACAAGGUAUUAGCAACUUGGAAUUACUCUAUCAGGAGAUAAGUCGCGCUGAAAAAGCAAAGGAACUAAGACGUGAACAAAAGAAACUGAAAAAGAAGUUAAAGAAGAUGGAGAAAAAGGAAAAGUUGUGUCGAAAAUAUGGCAUAGCCAAUGAUAGUGCCGAUUCUGAUACAGCAGAGGCAGAUGAGGAGGAAGAGGACGAACAAGAAGAAGAUGUCGGUCUGGAAAUGGUAGACGAAGCGGUCGAUUUAUCAGAGGAGCUAGACGAAGAGUUAAAUAAAUUGGUGGUUAUAAUGGAUGAUAAUCUACGUGCUGAAACGAACGAAGAAUCGAUGUCAACAGACAAACGCCAUCUUUCAACUGUUGUGGAGUCUAAGUCUGCAGCCCAAAAGAAACGCAAGCAAAAGAAACAAAAAAAGCACAAACAGACUCAGCAAAAUGCAAGUGGCAGCAAAAAGAAACCACUUUCACAGGAGCAACAUCAACGGGUGCCUACAGUAGAAGAAUCGCCGUCGGCAAUGUGUAAUGCCUAUGACAGUUGUUGUGUCAUUGAUGGAGAGGCUGCAGCUGCCAAAUGUGAUGUUUGUUUAACACCACAGGAUCAUUGUCCAUGCGAAAAUGAUGUUCGCGAUUCUGGUUAUGGUAGUGAGCUAUUAACACCAGAUAAUUCACCCAUCACUAGUGCAGCCACUACACCAGAAGGCUCAGAAGUAUCGUGUUCUGAUGGUUUCUGUAACCAUGAAAAUGGACAAGAUGUUGGGCUAGACGAUGAACAUAACAACAGCAUGUACGAUAUAGGCAGUGGCUAUAUGUGGCGAGACAGCCUACUAAACCAGAAGUAUGGUGACACGAACUGGCUGAGCUUGCAGCAAAUGUUGGAUAAUGUCGACGAGUACGAUGAUGAUGAAGAAAACGGUUACAUUCCACAGGAAGUGGUUCUGGAGUAUCAAUGCCAGCGCGAAAAGGUGGAGCAGCAACGUCUAAAAUUGCGCGAAACUUUAAGGCAGAAUUUUGCGCGCUUGUGUAAGCAGCAUAAAAGUGGCAAAUUGCCUGGCAGCAACACUGCCAAAUGCAGCUCAUCAGGACCAGCUUGCAUGUAAAUGCUGCAAAAGUGAUUACACGCUGAGCAUAAAGCAGUCUGAUAACUGCAUAGCAGUCCUUAAUAAUGCAUAAUGUGUUGCAAAUCAAGAAUGCUUAAGUACAUUUUUGAAUAAUUAUUAUUGUUUCUGCAAAUAUAUAUUGAAAUUAUUUAAAACUAUA
Messenger RNA from Rhagoletis pomonella (apple maggot), 2438 nucleotides. Its product is annotated as gametogenetin-binding protein 2-like. The record is from RefSeq and is a predicted model, not a curated record. Gene Ontology annotation, cellular component: nucleus; cytoplasm. Lineage: Eukaryota; Metazoa; Arthropoda; Insecta; Diptera; Tephritidae. Bases 134 to 2278 code for a protein of 714 amino acids. The transcript has 6 exons.